AUGUUUAAGAACUUAUUCAGUGGAGCCCGGCCUAAGAAGCCGGGCGGGUCCGCGAGCACCCGCGCGAGCAGAGAGAGCCUCGAGACAGACCUGAAUGAGGAGCCGGUGGUCAAGGUGUCCGCCAAGCGGUCGUCCAAGGACAAGUCCCCAAAGGCGAAGCCCCAGAAGGAGAAGCCCCAAAAGGAGAAGUCUCCAAAGGAGAAGAAGCGGUCCGGCACCGGGACUUCGCCCUUUGGGUCGGGACUUCUGAAUAGGCGCGGCAGCAGAGAGAGGCGCCGCGCGGAGGCCGAGCAAGAGCGCCGCCUCCAGGAGGAUCUCCAGGAGAGGGACCGCAUCCUGAGGGAGAGCCAGGAGGGCAGGGCUGGAGAGGACGGCCUCUGGGAGAUCCCGCUGGACAGCAGCACCUCACAGACUGUUCAGCUGAAUGGCCACUCGGGUGACGACGUGACGGAGGGCCGGCCCCAGAGCAGGUCCAGCAGCCGCAGCAGCAGUCCGGCCACCUCCCCCACCGAGAAGGAGCCUCCGAAGAAGGCCAAAGCCAAGAAGAGGGGCAAGGACAAGAAGGGGAAGAGAGAUGCGUCCAGCGCGCAGGUGGAGUUCCAGCCGCCGCCGCCCCCCUCCGUCACGCUGGCGGCGGCUUCCAGGAAGAGCAGCAGCUCCAGCAGCUCGCCGCCGCUGUCGCCCAUGGGCCCGCGCCAGCCCAGCGUGUCCGAGAUGGUGGAGAAGUUUGAGAAGCCCGCGGGGGGUGACGCCGGCCAGGUCACGACACCGGCGGCCCAGGAGGUCCAGCUGGGGCAGAAGGUCUCGCUGGUGGAGCUCAAGGUGCAGGAGAGCAUGGUGGUGCAGCAGAUGAGGGAACGACAGCAGCGGGAGAGGAUGGAGGAGUUCGAGCGCUCCACCAGGGCCGAGAGUCUGUAUGCGACUGUUGAGCCUCGCAACAAGAAGAAACCAGAGGCUGUGGCGGAGCUCCCACCAAACGCCAGGGAGGAACUGGAGAAGCAGGCGGAAGACAUAGUACGGCAGGUGCGCGAGGCGCUGGAGGCCGAGCAGAACGCGUUUGAAGAACGCCUGCAGAAGCGGAAGGAAGAGGAAAGCUACCGGGAGUCCAGGUGGAAACUGGCUAUGGAGACAGUGGACGAGGAAUGGCGUGCGGCGGCAGAGCGUCUCCGUGCGGAGGAGCAGCGGCUGCGCGGCAGGAGGGAGGCCGACCUGCAGGAGGCGGUGGCGGAGGCGCGCCAGAUGCUGAGGGUGGAGCUGGACGAGGAGAGGCUGCAGGCGCUGGCGGGGGCGCGGCUGGCGCUGCGGCAGCACGCGGAGGCGGCGCUCCGGGAGCAGGCGGAGGACGUGCUGCGGGCCGCCGACCAGAUGGUGUCCGCCGCCGUCGCCGCCGCGCUCAGCAAGCACAAGGCCAAGCUGGUGAGUCCGCUGGGGCCUCUAACAGCUGUAGCUAUGCACAGGUGCUCAGGGGAAGCAGGUGCCAUUCCAAUGGCUGCUGUGCUCGGCAGGCUCGAGGCCAAGCUAGUGGAUCCGCUACUCUCUGAUGGGGUGUCCCACUCCUACUGA
Molecule: messenger RNA, 1563 nt
Organism: Schistocerca americana (American grasshopper)
Lineage: Eukaryota; Metazoa; Arthropoda; Insecta; Orthoptera; Acrididae
Exons: 6
Coding region: 1-1563 (520 amino acids)
Source: RefSeq, a predicted model, not a curated record